Molecule: messenger RNA, 513 nt
Organism: Botrytis byssoidea
Lineage: Eukaryota; Fungi; Ascomycota; Leotiomycetes; Helotiales; Sclerotiniaceae
Exons: 2
Coding region: 1-513 (170 amino acids)
Source: RefSeq, a predicted model, not a curated record
AUGCAACGGCUACGGGAAAUAACUAAGCUUUUAGAAUGGGAGGAGAUUACUUGGAAAAAGCGAGAUUCCAACCCGUCAAAUGGGCAACAGGAACCCACCAUGGAACGUGGAGGUGCCCACUUUUGCAACAUGAAUGGAUUCUUAGACAAACAGUUUUAUGAUGGAAUCCAGGAGACGGCAAAAAUGUGGUUCGAAACAGAGUUUGGCUUUGACCUCGGUGAGCUAGGCAGCUUUGACUCUGCUAGCAGUGUUAAUCUUGUUGGAGAGGUGCUCGGUAACAACUUCGACGCCGUCUUUCCUGAGUUCAUAUGGCUUAUAGAGACGGGAGUUAAGCUUGUAGAGAUUGCAUGUGAAGCAGCAGAGACGUUUAAUCCGACGAGACUUUUACUACGAGACUCAGAAAUAUCGAUUGCUGAUGAACAGCUUGCGAAAGCUUGGGCAAAGGAGAUGAAGAAGGAGAGAAUUCUUCCGAUGCCAGAACAUAAGAAGCGUGAGCUUGGUCUGAUUGAGUGA